This is a messenger RNA of Protopolystoma xenopodis, 627 nucleotides long. The record is from the annotation of a GenBank genome assembly. NCBI's taxonomy places the organism in Eukaryota, Metazoa, Platyhelminthes, Monogenea, Polystomatidea, Polystomatidae.
GAGACGAGUUCUACUACCCUCUCCACCAUCCCUCCCUCUGUCGAGGCGAAGAUUUGUCAGGCUUGGAGUGAAUGGACGAGCUGUAGUUCCCUCUGCGGUAAGGGCCUGCGCAAACGAGCUCGGAUCUGCGAGCGAUCGCUUCUUCCGGUCAGUGUGACACCGGGGCUGGCCCCGGGAGACACGACGGCGAGUAUGACAGAGGAGGAGUCGGGUCUGAAUCACAAUGAAGUGGAAGAAGAGGAGGAGGCCUGUACCUCCAGUUCCUGCUACUGUCUGUUGACGACAGAACGUCUGCAAGCGGCAUUCGAUCUCUCGCCUCAGCGCAUCAAUCAAUCCAACAUGGAGUCGCCCGUCAAUUUGAGCGCCUAUGAUGUUGGCAGCAGUCGGGAGCAACUUGAAGGGAUGAUAGAGUUGAAGAGCGGCGUAGUCGACUGGGGUACGGUGUGGAUAGAGUUAGACGGCUCCUGGGGCUUGACCCACCCGAUGGAAGAGGUUCAUGAAGACGACAUUGUGGAGGCGGGUGUGCGUGUGCAAAUCCCAUGCGCCUCAUGCGAGUGCACGGAGCGAGGUCAGCUAAACUGCACCAGGCGAAUCCACUGUCGUAAGUCACAAGACGGAGUACGUUGA